CCUGUCAGUCACACACACACACACGCACGCACACACUCACAGCAGGUGUCAGUGAGCAGGAGCAGAGCGGCACCUCAGCAGGACCUCAGCCCGGAAGGAGAGCAGCCUCAGCAGCAGCACCAGCACCACAACGCUACCCUUGUACAAAAUGAAAGGAAGAUACAAAAGAAAGGACCAGAAAGACAGAAGUGUUGUGACAGCGGACGUCGUCGCUGGGUUCUCUCUUCUCCCUGGAGAAAUAGCCGCGGGCUUGUCCGAACCUGAUACACCUGACGCCCGUUACACUGUACAGGACGAACACGGGAGUAAAAGAGGUGCUAAAAGAUCUAUCUACGCCAGUGAAAAGGUUUACCUUGGAGUACGUGUCAAAAUGCCAGUGAGGGACCUACUGAGACAAAAGCGUAUAGCUCAAGGCUGGGAACCUCAAGAUCUUCAGGAGACAUGCAGCAAGAGAGUCAAAGGAGAAAAGAAACGAGUCAGCACUCGUACAGGAUGCCAGACCACCAAGAGAAAACUUCCUACAAAAAGCCUGGAGGAGCUGGCAAUCAUCGUCGAAGUGUUGGAAGAGGAUCUACGGACCGGCCAUACCUCCCGCUCCCCUUCACAAUUCCUGUCCUCUGAAUAUGCAGUGUCCCCUGAGCAGUCACCAACUGGGUACAACAGCGAUGAAUCCGAUGAAAUGAUCCCCAGCCCGCAGGCGUACAUGACAUACUCAUUCGGCACAGCCGAGUACCACCAGGUCCCAUCUCCUCCUGGCUUCAUGUACACCAGCCUCCAGCCUUCCACAGCUGCAGGAAUGGAACACUGUGGACGAGGAGGAGGGGAGGAGGGGUUUGAGCCCCAGAGCCACAGCUGGAACCUGAACAGCUCUGAGUUCUUCUGGACCCAGCUUCAGAGAGAGGAGAUCCGGUUGAGGGACAUUUCUGAUGCAGCACUGUUGGCAGCAGAUGAGCAUGGCAGAACACCUCUCCUUACAGUGGCAUGUGUGGGAAAGAGAGCACUGGGCUACGCCAUAGCUAAAAGAAUGGCCGCACUCAACAGCCUGGACCUUAAAGAUUCUGAUGGAAUGACGGCCCUCCUUCAUGCAGCAAAUCACAAUCAUCACCUCAUGGUGGCCGAUCUGAUCCGUUUGGGGGCCAACGUGAAUGAGACCAACAACUCAGGAAAGUCCUGCCUCCACCUCAGCGCUGAGAAAGGCUAUAUCCGAGUCCUGGAGGUUCUGAAACACACAAUGAUGGAUGGUGUGUAUGUUGACGUUGAAGCCACCGAUAACUGUGGAAUGAGCGUCCUUCAGUGUGCUUCGCUGGCCCUGAAGGCCACAAUGUGUGAGCUGGAAAACAGUAAAUCCCCCAGUCACAGCAGACUCCACACACUCCGCCAAGAGCAGAUGAUGGAGACCCUGGAGUGUCUGCUGCACAUGGGCAGCUACCCUCAUACUAUGGGAAGCUGGAGCAUGCAACCUCGACUCAGCUGACCAUGCAUCACACCUGCCCGGCAGGGCACUUUGGAGACCCCAACAGUAAUGUUCUGAUUUGGUUCAGGCUUGAAUUCAUCAUGGAGAGACCCCAAAUAUUGAGGUUCUUUUCUGUGUUCAGGCCUGUUGUGUAAAGCAUCUGGUGUUUUGUGUGUGUUAAAAAAACCUGACUUGCAACCAGGUAUUUUUUUUAAAACAUGCACAGGAACAUUAGGUGCCCAUUAGCUGGUUUCUAUGAAACUUCCAUUGUUUGUUACAUUGUGUAACAAGUUGUCCUCAACUAGAGUGUCUGUGGUGAUCCACUCGUAAAAUCCUAUGAGAAUAAUUGAAGAUGUAACAAAAUCAGCUUCUGUUUCACACUGGUGUAACAGUAGUAGUAUUUAAGCAUCAGCCUUAAAUCAUUUAAAGCUGGGAGUAGUUUUAAUUAUGUCAAGACGCAGUUAAUAGAUUUGUCAAUAAAGAUAAUUCUCUUGCGUGAAAUGGAUACUAGCGCUAUAAUUUAUAUAUAUUUGUACUAAAAGAGAUUUAGAGAGAAAGAUUGUAGUUAUUGGAUCCUUUAAUAGACUCUAGAGGACAUGAUAAGUUUGAGUUUUGUACGGUGAUGAGGGGUGAAUAUUUAGUUCAUUUGACUCAGCCCAUUUGUGUGUGCAUGGAAAUUAGUUUUUGUUUAUGCAUGUCCAACAUCCUAAAGAAUCAGUGAUAAUAAAUACUGAGGCAGUUUGGGAACAAUUGGAGACCCUGUCCAUUAUUAGUAUGUUUCCUAAUAAAGUGUUCAGUGAGUAUUUAGUACACUACAGUGUGAAAUGUGUGAAAAACAUGGGACAUUUUGUUUGCUUUCUUACUGGGAAAUGGAGGGUCACGCCACUUUAUUCUCUGUGUUUAUUCUCUUCGGCCUAGCCUUAGCAUAGCCAGCAUGCAUGGUACUGGACGACUGGAAAAGUCACAGAACCGUGUUCACAGAAGCUGUUGCCCAGUCAUGAUGUCCUCAUUGUGAGUUUGUCAGUUGCCGUGACGAGCAAAACUGUUGUUUUCGGUGUCCUGAAUCAUUAGAAUCAGUUCAUUAGAAAGAUUUGUUCACCGAACUGUUCAGUACUGCACGACCGGCGCAAAGUCUCUGUCUGACACUGAACUGAAAUACAAGUGAAAUACGGCUGAUACGACACCAUCGCCGGCUUUCAGCAGUGCUGUCGCUAAAUACACCACACAUAACGAGUAUUGAUGUCAAUCGAUAUUGGCAAUAUUGUGUUUUGCCUUUAUUUUUAUAUAAUAUAAUUACAUUUAUGAUUUACAAAUUUACAGUGAACAUUUAAAUGCAUAUUGAGAUAUCACUAGAAUUAGAUUUUAAGAAGCACCAGACACUUUCUUUGGUGUUUGUUUACAUUGUGUUGAGUUUAUGCUAAGCUAGGUGAAACACACGUUGACCAAAACUGAUGUGACUCUCUGCUCGUGUGGAGAAAUAUCAUUGUAUUCCAUUAAAGUCAGGGUUUGGGGACAUUGUUGUUUUAAGUUCAUGUACAUGUCUGAAGAUGUUACUGAAACAUUAUGACCACCCCUGUGUUGUGUACGCUGUGUUCUCGUGCCACACAAAUAGGCUCUUGGUAACUCAUUAUCUGGUGGAAACAGGGCUUAAGAUGUUCAAACAUCUCACAGAUUUUGACAUAAAAGUUUUACUAGUCAGUGUGAGUUAGUGGUCAUAAUGUUUCAGCUGGUCAUUUUUAAGUAAUUCAUCAGGUCUUUUUGUGAAAUGUAGCGCUUGAGUUUGAUUUCAAUCAGUUGUUUGUUUGUUUUUUUUAAAACAGAUGAAUCAUUUUCGUGCUUUUAUGUUGACAUUGUCAUCAUUAGCAUCAUAUUCUGGGUUGAACUUUAUCAUCAAAGAUGCUAAGAGCUUCUAAUAUGACACAGAUAUCAAGAGUACUUUAUUUACUGCUGAUCAAAGUGUGUGCAUUUUGAAACGACAAUAGCUAAUAUGAAAUGUACUGAUCUAUUGUUUCCAUAGUUGAUCUGUGGUUGACAUUCUACUACAGAUCGACUAACCCUAUGCCAGUUAAAGGGUCAACGGGAGUCAUUGUUACACUUAUAUGUUUGUUGUGUGUAUUCUACAAUACAUAUUUUUGUAUACAUCA
This is a messenger RNA of Solea solea (common sole), 3597 nucleotides long. RefSeq lists its product as uncharacterized. Lineage: Eukaryota; Metazoa; Chordata; Actinopteri; Pleuronectiformes; Soleidae. Gene Ontology annotation, biological process: regulation of gene expression. Gene Ontology annotation, molecular function: DNA binding; POU domain binding. The record is from RefSeq and is a predicted model, not a curated record. Gene Ontology annotation, cellular component: nucleus. The coding region runs from base 149 to 1474 and encodes 441 amino acids. The transcript has 12 exons.